Molecule: messenger RNA, 5250 nt
Organism: Cryptomeria japonica (Japanese cedar)
Lineage: Eukaryota; Viridiplantae; Streptophyta; Pinopsida; Cupressales; Cupressaceae
Exons: 3
Coding region: 1-5250 (1749 amino acids)
Molecular function (GO): nucleic acid binding; RNA-DNA hybrid ribonuclease activity
Source: RefSeq, a predicted model, not a curated record
AUGGGGGAUCUUGGGGUCGCCCCUCCUCGGCCUUCGGGUGUAGAUCUGGUAAUGGGCGAGCUUGGAUCGGGGAUGCAUGAUAGUAGCAAGGGUAUGAGGGGAAAAUCCCAAUUGCAUGAUGGAGAGUCCUCUUCUAAUGGAAUGCUCCGACUUCAAAAAAUUAAUGGGUGUCUACAGAAAGCCGAGGUUCAUCCUAUUCUAGUUAUUCAACCUGAACAAGUUGCGGAGGAUGUCGAGUACUGGAAUAAUCAUGCUCUCAUAUGCAAGUUUUUGGGCCUCCGCCUUGCACUGCCGGCGCUAGACUCUUGGGCCCGUCGGAUGUGGAAUCCAGAAGGAGAAAUGGAAAUUUUGCUAGCAGCUAAUAACUACUUUAUGGUUAUAUUCUCGUGCAUGUCGGAUAGGAACAAGUUGGAUUACGAGACCCUCCCAUUCAGAUGCAGAAUCUGCCAUGAGUAUGGACACCUACUACGCCGAUGCCCCAGAUAUAAGAAUCCUUCCCUGGAUGCUCCAGUUCCCUCUAGGGAGGAUAAAGGAAAGGCUAAAGUUUCUAAUGGACAGGUUGACAGUGAGGGAUUUACUCAGGCUAAAUCUCGCAACAAGGGUAAAGGAAAGAGAAGAGCCUGGACAGAAAGGCGGACCGAUGACACCUUUAAUAGGUUUGAUGCUCUUGAAAACAUGGACCAAGAGGAAGGUAUCCCAGUUGAGCUCUCCCCAGAAGUCUUCAUUCAGCAGGAGAAUCAUGAGGGAGAUAUGCAGAGAGAGCAUCAGCCUCUUGGGACAGGGGAUCUACAGGCCGAGCAGUUAGUUGCUGACGGAUCUCCUCUUGUCCAGAAUACUGGGGAUCUUUGUGGAACACUAGGUUCACAGGGACCAGCUGGGGUGUCCAAUGUACCUCACAAGCAUAAAGGGGCAUCUGAUCUGGCUAAGAAGGCUUCUAUUGCUUUGGGUAUUCAACAGAAGUCUUUCAAAAAAGGGCCUUUAGAUAAACCAAUAAAAAGUGGCAGGAAGACUGAUCAGGAGAAAGUGAAGAUUAUGGGUGAAAAUUUGGUGGAGUCUGGGUCGGAAACUAAGCUUUCUUUGGAUGGUUUGGCUAAGUGUGCUGCGUAUAUUUGGCCAUGUGGCUCUUGGCAGGGAGUGGGUGCCUUGAAUAGCUCUGGAGGGGUGGCUUGCUUGUGGGACCCCAGGAAAGUCUUCCCUCUAUGGUGGUUCUCUAGUCGGACAUCCAUUUCUUUGAUAGCCACUAGUUGUGAGAAUGGUGAAAGAUGCUUCUUAUCCAACAUUUAUGCUCCUACAGACUUUGCAGGUAAAGUUCAGUUAUGGGCCCAUGUUAGAUCCAUCCGGUCUUUGGAACCCCUUCUGCCAUGGAUUAUAGCAGGUGACUUCAAUGCUAUCAUUAGCCUGGAGGAAAAAAGGGGUGGGUUAGCAAAGCUGGAUCAAUCUUCUAAUUUGCUCAGGGAUAUGAUUAGCUUACUACAUCUCAUUGAUGUGAAGCCAAAUAAUGGAGUUUUUACUUGGAAUAAUCGGAGAUACGGUGGUGAGGCUAUUUUAGAAAGGCUUGAUAGAUUUCUGGUUUCCUGCUACUGGAUGGACAAUAGGUGGGUUACCAGUUCUGAAAUUCUGGAUUGGAGGGGAUCGGAUCAUUGGCCUAUUAAGCUUUCCAUCACUUUUCACAGGAUCACCAAGAAUCCCUCUUUCAAAUUCCAGUUGAUGUGGUUACGUGACUCUUCUCUAAAUGAUCUUAUGGCCACCUGGUGGUAUGAGGGACUGCCUAACCAUGGUACGGCUAUGUUUACUUUUAGUAAGAGGCUUCAGCAUGUGAAGUAUAGGCUUAAGAGAUGGAAUAAACGUUGCUUCGGCUACCUACAUGAUCAAAAGUCUGCUGCUCAAACCAAGCUUGAUAAUAUUACCCGACAGAUUUGGGACCAUGGGUUGAGCUCUGAGAUGAGUGCAGCUGAGACUUUAGCCCUUAAGGAGCUGGAUGAAUGGGAGCUUCGGGAGGAGAUUUUCUGGAAGCAGAAAUCUCGUAUUGAUUGGCUUCAGGAAGGGGAUAGGAACACUGCUUUCUUCCACAACUCUGUUAAGGCACGAUGUCAUGGGAAUUCUCUGUCCUCUCUUGUUUUAUCAGAUGGAACUCAGAUCUAUUCUUGUGAAGCUAUCUCUAGGGAAGCAGUUAAGUAUUUCUCUGAUCUCUUUUCUAGAGAGGAUUUUGGAGGUGGGCAUGAGGAGCGCGACAUUUUGGACUGUAUCCCUCAUUUUGUCUCUGCAGUAAUGAAUGAAGAUCUAUUAGAUCCUAUCUCACUUCCAGAGUUGGAGAAGAUUGUGUUUAAUAUGAAGAAGGGUAAGGCUCCUGGUCCAGAUGGGUUCCCAAUUGAAUUUUUCCAAGAAUUCUGGGAGAUUAUAAAGUUUGAUCUUCUAGAUGUGAUCCAGGAGUCACACAAGAAUAAACAGAUGUUGAAGUCUUUGAACUCAACCUUCUUGGCCCUCAUACCUAAGAAGGAAGGGGUUGACAGGUUGGACCAGUUCAGGCCCAUAGCUUUGUGUAAUGUGAUCUAUAAGAUCAUCACCAAGCUGAUUGCAGAGAGGCUCAAACCUUUCCUUGGUUCUUUAAUCUCUGCAGAACAGGGACGCUUUGUGGACGGAAGACAAAUUCUGGAUGGAGUUGUGAUAGCAGCAGAGGCUAUCCAUUCUAUGGCCAACUCUAAGGAGAAAGCUAUGUUUAUAAAACUCGACAUGGCCAAGGCUUAUGAUCGGGUGAGUUGGGAGUUCCUUAAAAAAAUUCUUCUAAGGUUUGGAUUUGCUGUGGAAUGGGUUGAUUGGGUUCUUAGCUGCGUGUCCUCAACAUCUUUCUCUGUGCUCAUUAACGGAGAACCUUCUGAGCUCUUUGGUGCCUCUAGAGGACUUCGGCAAGGUGACCCUUUAUCUCCUUACUUAUUCAUUAUUAUGGCAGAAGGACUUGGCAGAUUUUUAAAAGCUCAAGUUCGCCAGGGACUUAUCCAAGGGUGGAGUUGGAGUAACAACCUUCCUUCUUAUUCCCACCUUCAAUUUGUGGAUGAUACUGGGCUUUUGGGCAGGGCUAGAAUCAGUGAGGCAGUUAACAUCAGGAAAGCUCUGGAUAUCUAUUUGAAAGCCUCAGGUCAGAAAAUUAAUGAUAAUAAGUCUUCUAUCUAUUUCUUCAACACUCCUAGGCUCAUUCAGAAUAGGAUUGCUGGAAUUCUUAGGUUUCAGAUUGGCUCUCUCCCCUUUAUGUAUCUUGGGGUCCCUCUGUCCUUGGGUGCUCAAUGGAGGGAUUAUUGGCAGGGGAUUUUGGAUAAGUUCAGAAGUAAGGUUAGUCAUUGGACCUAUAGAUGGCUAUCUUCUGCUGGGAGAGUGGUUUUGCUCAAGUCUGUGGUGCAGUCUCUUCCCAUCUACAGGUGUGGUGUCCAGAUUCCCCCUGCUAGUUUUGUAAGAGAUUUGGAUGCUUUAUCUCGGCAAUUCCUUUGGUCCGGCAAUCUGCUUUCCUCGAAGUGGAGUCUUGUUAAGUGGGAGACUGUGUGUAGGCCAAAGCAUGUUGGUGGUCUUGGGCUUCGGUCGAUGGACCUUGUUGUCACUGCACUGGCUGCCAAAUUAUACUGGCGUUGGUGUAACAGUCAAGAUCAAGAGUGGGCCAAUAUUAUCACCCACAAGUACUAUCCUGGUGCAGAUUGUUCUGAGGUUCCACGACUUCCUUUGGUGGGCAAAGGCUCCUGUAUUUGGAAUACUCUCAAAAGGGGAGCAAAAAUUGUUAAGGAGGGGCUCUUCUGGAUCUGCAACAAAGGCUCGGAUACUCUUUUUUGGCAAGACUCAUGGGAUGGCAACCCUCCUAUUCUUUCUAGCUUUCCCCAACUUAUCCCCCUCUCUCAAUCCUUUUCUAAUGCUGGUUGGAUUAAGGUUGAACACUUUAAGACGGUUAAACGUCUAGGACAGGUGGAGAUUACCUGCUGGAAGGAUCCCCAGGAGUGGCCGAGGGAUGGAUCUGUUGAGGACCGAGCUCUCCUCGCUCAUGUUCUGGAGGGUAGAUUUUUUAGCUCUCUCAAUGGGAGGGACACCUUAGCUUGGAGUCCAAGUCCUAAAGGUAAAUUCACAGUGGCUCAAGGUUAUGCUGUUCUUGAUAGGAACCUUUACGGGCAGGCAGAGGUGCACUGGUGCAAGAAAGUUUGGAAUAGCUUUUCGUGGCCCAAGUGUAACUUUUUCUUAUGGGUGUUGGCUCAAAAGAAAUGCCUUACUUGGGAGAAUCUAUGCAAAAGAGGUUUUCAAGGUCCCUCGAUUUGUGUUCUUUGUCAGCAUAACGAGGAGUGUGUCUCGCACUUGUUUUUUCUCUGCCCCUUCUCAGGAGAGAUAUGGCAUAGAUGGUGGGAGGCUUGGGGUCAUGGUUGCUUUCAUGCCAAUUCUCUUAUCGAAUUUUGGGAAAGCUUGGGCAGACCUCUUGCGAGGACCUCUUUCUUACAGGUUGCCUGGGUGGUUGGUCCAGUCUUCAUUCUCUGGAACCUGUGGCUGGAACGGAAUCGUAGGAUUUUUUGUGAUACCAAAUCGAGUAGUACCCAUUUGUGGAAGUUGAUUCUUAACAGGAUUCAGGAGAUGUUAUAUGCUAAGUGUGACAUGUCUAUUAAUAUUGAUCCUGGGGAUCAAGUUAUUGUGAAUAAUUUGAACCUGAAGGAUAGCAGGCGGGGAGGUUGUCCCAGCAACAGACCGAGCCAUGGGAAGCAACAGGUGUGUAGAGAUGGGAGGUGGUCCCCUCCUCCGACUGGGUUCCUGAAGAUCAAUACUGAUGGGUCUUCCCGGGGGAAUCCUGGGCAUGCCGGCAUUGGGGCUAUUGGUAGAAGCGAUGGUGGAGAUGCAGUCUUUCUUCUCUCUGUUUACAAGGGUGAGCAUUCUAAUAAUCUGAUGGAGGCCCUUGCCAUUAAGGUUGCUAUUGAGCGUGGAUGCUCGUUAGGGUGGCGGAAUUUCAUCUGUGAGUCUGACUCACAGAUUGUGGUGGAUAUGUUGAACAAUCAGAGGCUGGAUAAUGUUAGUUGGCAACUUGCCUCUUUAGCCAGACAAAUUCUUGGCCUUUGUAGGCUGGUGGACUCUGUCUCCUUUCGCCAUAUUCCUCGCGAGUGGAAUAGGGUGGCCGAUUGUCUGGCUAAGUGGGCCUCUGAGAAUGUGGGUGAGUGGAAUAUUAAUGGUAGGGAUGAAUUACCUGCUCAGUACUGUGAGAUUAUUGAUCAGAUGCUUCUGGAGGACAGGAGUUUGUAG